CAGGUUCGUCCUGUCUUUGGGCGAAGCGAAUUUUACGUCUUGCCGCGGCCCAUGACCGGCGCGUUUUGCGGUGGCGCAGCACGGUCGCGGGGCGCGCCUGGAUGGACGCCGAGCAUGGCCUCGCGCGCCCGGCAAUUCCCAGCUCGUUUGAGGCCUUGUUAGAAGCAGAGCCACAGGUCCUGGAGAGCAAGAGAGUCUUCCAAGGGGAGGUGUUGAGCCGUCGGGUGAAGUCCAAGCACCUGACCUUUUGCACCUUGCAGGUGCAGAGCGAUGAGCAAGAUGAGCACGUUGCACUUUGCUUUGCAGCCGCCCUCGUAGAUGAAUCCCAGGUCCCGUCGCCGACGCGCCGCAACGAUCUGCCCGUUGGCCUUCAGAUCGAGGUCGAGGUCGUCCGGGCGCCUCGCUUCCGCCCGGAGUUCCUGGUGCGCCGCUGGCGACGUGCACCCGACGGGGGUUCCCCCGUUGUGGAGACCGGUGCGCACGGGGUGUCGAUGGCGCGAUGCUUGGCGCUGAAGGACCAGGUGAACCGACGUGCAAAGGCACUUUUGGGAGGCGAUGGUUUGGCGCUCUGCAAACGUUGGUCGGGCUGUGCGGCUGGGAGCUGCAGCGAGGCCUGCGAAUUUCGCCACUACUUCCAGAGCGCCGAGGAGGAAACCAAAGCUCGGCAUGCGCGCUGCGCGCGGGAGCGGUCCCAGCGCUUGCAAGCGCAAGAGCAGGAGGAGUAUGGUGAAGGUCCUCAUGAGAAGGUCGACAAGGCGCGCCGCGCCGCACGCUUUGCGGCCUGGCUGGUGAAGACUUAUGGCCGCGAGGUUCUCAGCAGCGGUCGAGGGGUCUUGGAUGUGGCGGGUGGCCAGGGCGAUUUGUCCUGGCAGCUUAGCCGCUUCUCUGUGAAUAUGUGGGCGAAUACAAGGGCGAAGCAAGAUUUUGCGCAGGGGGGAGAGCGACAGGAAGAUCUGGGGAGGGAUGGUCGGGAGUUGGGUUGGGGUGCAGUUCUUGCAUUGAAAGGGAAUGAGGGAAGUAGUCCAGUUUGUUGUUUAAGUUUUUGAUUGAUUUCGCAGUGGGCAGAAGGGGUUUAACAUCCAGAGCUGCUCUAAUGCUGCUUGCAAACACCCUUCAAGUACUUCCAUCGUUUGGGUGGUGAUGUUUCACCAUGCUCUAUCCACAAGCAUCCUAACAACAGAUGUCGUCAUUCAUACGAUUGUUGCGGAGGGAUCCUAGGGGCAAUGUAUGUAGUGAUUCAUUUUUCAUGUGGUCAGAACCCUAAGCAAACUAUCAUGUACUCAGAAACAACAACGAGAAAGGACUUUAUUUUUGUUUUUUUAAUCACUCUUCUAUCUUUGCUCAUGCCUACAAUGUUUCCUGUCGGACAGUUUCAUGUCGGGUCAGACAUGUAUACAUGGGGCGUGGGGCUAGUCCCAUCAAGCCACGUUAGCCAGGCUAGCCAAGGCUUGGACAUCUGGUGGCGGUCCCGCAUGCUCAUCGUGAUCCCUCGCUGUAUAGCAUAGUUAACUUAAAGGUACAGGUGUGCGUCUUGUGAUGAUUCCGAGAGUCCAGUGGAAAUACCCCCACCGCCCAGGCGUGGAGUAUGGCAUCCCUUGCACUCUCAUUGACCCCAUGGUGCGCAGAGGUGGUGAGUUGAAGAGCUGGCAGCGGCGUGCCUUGCGUAAGCGAGGCAGAGAGCAAGCCUUCGAGCAUUUACCCGUGACCUUUGAGGCAGGGUUGACUUCCCAGACUCGCGUACCGCGCGUUUUGCCGUUUGCGGCGGCCGGCGGAGCGAAGGAGUGACUGAAGCUGCAAGUGCUUGCACAGACACACACACACACACUUCACACACUCUUAAAAACCAGGGAGUAUGAAACCUGAAAGGUUAAGUGGAAAGGCGUCUGACC
Durusdinium trenchii is the source of this 1889-nucleotide messenger RNA. NCBI's taxonomy places the organism in Eukaryota, Dinophyceae, Suessiales, Symbiodiniaceae. The record is from the annotation of a GenBank genome assembly.